AUGCUGCUGAAGCUGCACACGAAGUCCGACGCGCGCUGGCGUUGCACCAUGCUGAUGUCGCUCUGUGGGAGUUCGGAACAGGUCAGCAAGAUAUUGUCGAGAUUUGAUGGGCAGCCAGACCUUGGAAUAAUAGGCCCGUGGUCACUAACAUGGACGUGGGAUACACCAGUAGAGGAGACUUACGAGAAGAAGGGGGGCAAUGCCUUUACAAUGCUCGACGGCCAGAAACAAAUGGAAGACUAUAUGAAAAGGGUGUGGGCCGACAUAUUCCAGAACAGUAGUUUUCCUGCCCGCGAUCAGUACCUCAUGGCCGCAGGUUCUAUGUAUUGGGCACGCUCCGCACCGCUAUUGGAAAAUGUGCAGUUCAGGGAUGCAGCUUCUCGAUGGAUUGAAUCAUGGACCACGAAGCCCUACAAGACUGCGUGCUCAGAAGAUGUUUGUUUACAGUUAUAUGCACUGGAGCGGAUCAUGCUAACAAUGAUCCAGGCACGAUAUGGUUUUGUUGGUGCAGAGGCGCCAGACAAAUACGGCUUGGAUAAGAGUAAUCGAGCAUAUCGGCUGACAUUUCGAGAACAUGGAUGGAACACUGACAAGAACAGAUACGUGUGCCAGCGAUUGUCUGCGAAUCGUUGA
This is a messenger RNA of Prorocentrum cordatum, 633 nucleotides long. The record is from the annotation of a GenBank genome assembly. Lineage: Eukaryota; Dinophyceae; Prorocentrales; Prorocentraceae.